Molecule: messenger RNA, 2742 nt
Organism: Lotus japonicus
Lineage: Eukaryota; Viridiplantae; Streptophyta; Magnoliopsida; Fabales; Fabaceae
Exons: 14
Coding region: 203-2269 (688 amino acids)
Biological process (GO): glycolytic process; tRNA modification; gluconeogenesis
Cellular component (GO): cytosol
Molecular function (GO): tRNA (guanine(46)-N7)-methyltransferase activity; phosphoglycerate kinase activity; ATP binding
Source: RefSeq, a predicted model, not a curated record
CACUUUUGGAGAGAUCUUUAGCCUUCACUAUGCUCUGAUCGGAAUUGCGAGAGUAAUUUAGCGGGAAAAAAAGUGAAGAAUAGCUUAAAAACUAAAACGACAGAUUGAUGCCCGCCGUUUUAUCGUCUAACUGGGUCCUUUUGUUCUGUAACCGAGGCAGUGCAUCGCAGUUCAGUUCUAAGCUUCAAUCUUGUGAAAAUUGAUGGGCCACCAACUUCAUGGAACAGGAACAGUCUUCUUAAACAGAUUAUGUUUCUAUGACUGCCCCAGGUUGUUUAAACAAAAAACAUGCUCUUAUACAGCAAAAGUUGGCAAAUUUCAGAAAUUAAAUGUUGCCUCGUUGGCUAUGCAAGGAAGGGGGGAGUUCGCAGAUGAUGUUGCUCGCUCAUUUAACCAUAAGACUAACAUCGGUAUUGGAGGAGAGUUGAAUGGUAUUCCUCAUAUACAAACUCUUAGAGAAUUUCCUAGGGAGGAGCUUUGGGGAAAAGUUGUUAUGGUCAGAUUUGAUUCUAAAAUAUUGCUCAGACAAGAGUUUGACCAGAAGACUCGAUCAGUUCUCAAUGCGGUAUUUACAAUUAAAUAUUUACAUGAAGCCGGAGCACAGGUCAUCCUGGUCAGUGAUUGGUGUAUGAAAACUUCAGAGCUUCACACAGAGUCAGUUGCAGAUUUCUUAACAGCUGUGCUUCAAAUACAAGUUGUUCCCCUUCAAGGCAUCUCUGAUAACAAGCAAUCAAAGAUGUUGGGCCUUAAGAAAGAGAAUAUCCAUCUUCUUGAAAAUCUUUCUCAUAUUAAAGAAGAAGUUGCAAAUUGUUUGGAGUUUGCUAGAGUAUUAUCAUCAGGAGUUGAUAUCUUUAUCAAUGAUUCCUUCUCCAACUCUCACAAAGUUCUAGCAUCAACUGUUGGCGUUACUCGUUUCUGCUAUUGCUAUGCCUGUUUAGCUGGUUUUCACUUUGAGGAGAAGCUUUGUCUCUUGAAGAAUGUUGCAGAAGCCAGACGGAAGCCGUAUGUUGCAAUUAUUGGAGGGGGUAAUCUUUAUGAGAAAGCAGCUUCCUUUCAGCUUUUAGCUUCCAAAUGUCAGUGUUUUGUUUUUGUUGGAAAGAUGUCAUUUCAAGUAAUGCAUGCAUUAGGAGUAUCAGUUCCUCUUGAUUUGGUGGAUCAGAAGGGAAUUGAUGAAGCUCUCGAUAUAGUGAGACUUGCGAAAGAUAGAAAUGUGCAGAUUCUUUACCCAAAAGAUUUUUGGUGCCGAAGUAAAUGUGAUCCAAAGCAAUUGCAAGUAUUUCCUUCUCAUGGAAUUUUGAAUGGUUGGGUGCCCGUUGACUUUGGACCUCUGUCAUUGGAUGAAAUUGGUUCCAUGCUUACAAAUUGCAAGAAAGUAAUUUGGAUAGGUCCAGUGAAUUUCUUUGAUUCAAGUAAUGACACAAAUGGGGCAUCUAAAUUGGCAAAAAUUCUUGAUCGACAAAGCCAAUGCAACUGUGAAAUAACUGUGGUUGGGACGAUGGCAUGCCAACUAGUGAGACGUGAAAAAAGUUUAUUAUCCUUUAUAAACAUGAUUGAGGGUGCUUCAGUUGUAUGGGAAUUUCUCAAAGGAAGAAAGCUCCCUGGUGUCUUGGCUAUCGACAGAGCAUACCCUUUUGAAAUCAACUGGAAUAGCAUUUAUUCUGACCCAGCUCAACCUCUGGCCGUUGAUAUAGGAAGUGGUAAUGGGCUUUUUCUUCUUGAAAUGGCUAAAAGGAGGAAACAUUUAAACUUCCUAGGUUUGGAGAUUAAUGAAAAGCUUGUUUUGCGAUGUCUGGAUUCUAUUCAUCAGUUUAGAAUAAAGAAUGGGUACUUUAUUGCUACAAAUGCAACAUCAACAUUCCGUUCCAUUAUCUCUACCUACCCAGGAGAAUUAGUUAUUGUCUCAAUACAGUGUCCAAACCCUGAUUUCAAUAAACCUGAGCAUAGAUGGAGAAUGCUUCAGAGAUCUUUAAUUGAACCAGUGGUGGAUCUUCUAGCAUCUGAUGGGAAGGUCUUUCUGCAAUCUGAUGUAAAAGAUGUGGCAAUAAGAAUGAAAGAACAAUUUUUAAGAUAUGGCAAGGGUAAGCUUGAAUUGGAGCCUGACAAGUGCAAUGGCCAAAGUGAGUGGCUUAAGGAAAACCCGUUUGGAGUUAUGUCAGAUUGGGAAAAGCAUGUUCUGGAGCGAGGGGCCCCUAUGUACAGAAUGAUGUUUUCUAAAUCAUCUGCUACUAGUGAAGUUUCAGUUGAAGAUCUAGUACAUAAAGCUGGCUAAUUCAUCAAUCUUCCAUAGGGUUGUGUUUCUGCAGAAUCUAUCAUACAGUCAAUGGUUUCUCCGUUUCAGGCUGUGUUUUAGGUAAUAUGAAAAGGUUCAUAUCUCUAUAUGAAUUUUAUGUUUUAAGGCAUGCAACAAUUAGAAUCUACUAUUUAGCAUGAGAAAAUGUUCUUUUUUUUCUUUUUCAUAAUUUUCUUUUCAUAGAUUCACAUGCAACUUCAACUAAGAACAAGAGAAGAAAUUGCAACGUGGGAGAUGAGGCAUUUUGGCAAUGCUUGCUUAAUCGUUUGAUACCUUGGAAGAAAAUGCAUGACCGUGGAGUUAACUCCAACAAACAUUUUGAUUUAGUUCGUUGGAAAGAAAAUGAAAUCUGAGACUAACACUUUAAUUUAGUUCCUUGGAAAGGAUUGAUUUUGUAUCUUAUAUAUGUGGAAAAUAACAUGUAGAAUUUAUUAGAUUAAAAAUCUCAUUCA